AUGAUUGAGCCAUCUUUGAAAGCUUUAGCUUCCAAGUACAACUGUGAGAAGUCUAUCUGCCGUAAAUGUUACGCUAGAUUGCCCCCAAGAGCUACCAACUGUAGAAAGAGAAAGUGUGGUCACACCAACCAGUUGAGACCAAAGAAGAAGUUGAAGUAA
Australozyma saopauloensis is the source of this 159-nucleotide messenger RNA. RefSeq names its product Rpl40bp (gene RPL40B). The coding region runs from base 1 to 159 and encodes 52 amino acids. The transcript has a single exon. Gene Ontology annotation, molecular function: structural constituent of ribosome. Gene Ontology annotation, cellular component: ribosome. Gene Ontology annotation, biological process: translation. NCBI's taxonomy places the organism in Eukaryota, Fungi, Ascomycota, Pichiomycetes, Serinales, Metschnikowiaceae. The record is from RefSeq and is a predicted model, not a curated record.